Knipowitschia caucasica is the source of this 1380-nucleotide messenger RNA. Lineage: Eukaryota; Metazoa; Chordata; Actinopteri; Gobiiformes; Gobiidae. The record is from the annotation of a GenBank genome assembly.
AUGGCGGCGGUGCAGAGAGCCGCGCGAGUUGGAGUUUUCUGGAAUGCGUGUGUGACGGAUAAAUACUGUGGGUGGUUGUUGUGUCAGAAGAAGAAAAGCCCCUCUCCUAUGUUCCUGGUAAGUUCAAAGAGAAGGGCUCUCUUCAUGAAGAGGGGAACUAUCCCUGGACCCAAAACCAGACCGGGAACUGAACCUGAAACCAGACUGGGUCCCAGACAGAACAGUCUAGGAGGAGGCAGCGGGCCAGAGGAAAUGGCCUCUCACCAGAGCCACACCUGCCUCAAAGACCUGUGUCCUGAAGAUAAGAAGCGGAUCUCCAACCUGAUCCAGGAGCUGGCCAGGUUGAGUGAGGAGCAGGAGGUGUCGACUCAGCGCUUCAGAGAUGAACAGUUACAAUUUGAACACAAGAUUGAAUCUCUGGAGCAACAGAACCAGAUGAUUGCUAUGGAAAGAGAGAGUCUACAGCAGCAGUACAGAGAGUGUCAGGAGCUGCUGAAGCUGCACCAGCUCUACCUGUUAGAGCAGACACACAAACUGGAGCAGUCACACUACCCUUCACACAACUCUACUCAGGUCACAGGAAAGGAGCUCGCAGCCCCAGUGUGUAACGGCUCCUACCUCAGUCUAGCGCCUCCUCAUGAACAGCAGGAGCAUUACCAGAGGACCGCCUCCCACUCUCCUGCCCCGCCCACCUCCUCUCUGAGCUCCAGUGAUCAGAGCCUCUGUGGGGAAGAGUCCACAAAGAGUCCACAUCUGGAGUCUCUGCAUUGGCACCAGAAAAAACGCCAACUCCUGAAGCAAAAACUCAUACUGGAGGAGGAGAGGGACCGUCUGCAGAGGAGGCUGACAGAGCAUGAGGAGCGUAAGAGGCUGACCGAGCAGCAGGAGGAGCGUAGGAGGCUGACCGAGCAGCAGGAGGAGUGCCGGGGGCUGACCGAGCAGCAGGAGGAGUGCCGGGGGCUGACCGAGCAGCAGGAGGAGUGCCGGGGGCUGACCGAGCAGCAGGAGGAGUGCCGGGGGCUGACCGAGCAGGAGCGGAGGAGGCUGACCGAGGAGCAGACAAGGAGUAGUGAGAAGAUGCAGAGUCCACAGCCAGCCAGAAAGUCAACUGAUGGUCACCUCUCAGAGCCCAGCAGCAGUAGAGAGCUCAGCAGACGUGACAUUGGCACAUCUCCAGAUCUUCGCACCACUCCACAGGCCCGACCGGACCUGGACCUGUCUUUGACUGAGCUCCUGGAUGUCUUCAGUCCUGUGAGAAGCUCCACCAACAAGCAGAGAGCAGGCCCCGCCUCCCGCUCAGGCCCCGCCUCCCGCUCAGGCCCCGCCCCCGCAGACCUGGAGGAGAGUCGUAUCCUGGAGGACAUCUUCUUUAUCUGCUGA